ACUGGAGUGUAUAGAGAGGGUAGUCAAAAUGGGUUCCUCUAGAUUAUUGGUUUCGUUUGCUCUCGUGAUUAUGGUGGCCAUCUCUUAUGAACCAUUCCCAUGGAUGGGCGUAAACGCGAGCAAUGAACCUACGAGUUGCUACCAUUCUUGUAACCAGACGUUCGAGAGUCGUCACCAAUGCUAUAAACGGUGUGAAGAAUUAGCUCACAAAGAUGGGUAUAAGAUUUAUGGGUAUCCUUACUCCACCAAUACAAGGCGUGUCCUCGCCGUUCUCCACGAGAAAGGCCUUUCUUACGAUCCCAUCACCAUCGACUUGAAAGCCGGUGACCAGAAGAAGCCACGUUUUCUCUCUCUCAAUCGAUUUGGUCAAGUCCCAGUUUUCCUAGACGGGAAUUUUAAGUUAACUGAAUCCCGAGCCAUAUCUGAAUACAUAGCGACUAUUCAUAGAUCAAGAGGCUCAGAACUUCUGAAUCAUAAAAGCUUCAAGACGAUGGGAACACAAACAAUGUGGAUGAAUAUCGAAUCUUUUGAGUUCGAUCCACCUGCGUCGAUACUCACUUGGGAGCAAUCCAUCAAGCCUAUGAACGGUCUAAAGACGGACUAUAAGGUCGUGAAUGUUACCGAGCAGAAGCUAGAGAAGGUUCUAGAUAUAUAUGAAGAACGACUCAGAAAUUCUAGCUUCUUGGCCAGUAACAAAUUCACAUUAGCUGAUCUCUAUCACCUUCCUAAUAUACAAUACCUUAUGGAGACACCUACGAAGAGAUUGUUCGAAAACCGACCUAGCGUGCGCCGGUGGGUGGCUGAGAUUACAGCUAGACCGGCUUGGAAGAAGGCAUGUGAUGUGAAGGCUUGGUAUGAUAAGAAAGAGAACAAAUGA
Molecule: messenger RNA, 877 nt
Organism: Eutrema salsugineum
Lineage: Eukaryota; Viridiplantae; Streptophyta; Magnoliopsida; Brassicales; Brassicaceae
Product: glutathione S-transferase F5
Exons: 5
Coding region: 29-877 (282 amino acids)
Cellular component (GO): cytoplasm
Molecular function (GO): glutathione binding; glutathione transferase activity
Source: RefSeq, a predicted model, not a curated record